Molecule: messenger RNA, 528 nt
Organism: Ipomoea triloba (trilobed morning glory)
Lineage: Eukaryota; Viridiplantae; Streptophyta; Magnoliopsida; Solanales; Convolvulaceae
Exons: 4
Coding region: 1-528 (175 amino acids)
Source: RefSeq, a predicted model, not a curated record
AUGGCAGAGUAUCUCGGGCGUGCUCGGCUUAUUGUUGGUGAGCCUGGUUUCUUCAUUGGGAUUGAAACAGUCAAGUGUGCAGAUGGAGUGUUGCUUUCUCAGCACUGCAAACCUGUGUCUACACCUACUACGACCUCAAGGACAAUCUCUACCUGUACAGAUCCAUAUGAUGAUCCCACGCAAUACCGAAGCAUUGCAGGUGCGCUGCAGUACCUGACUGUCACAAGGCCAGAUUUGUCCUUUGCCGUUAAUCUGCUUUGUCAGCACAUGCAUGCUCCAACCACUGCUCACUGGGAGCAACUGAAACGUGUUUUAAGGUACGUCAAAGGUACUCUGGAUUUGGGUUUGCGUUUGCGGAAGUCCAAUUCAGUGUCCUGGGUGUGCAAGAAACAGAGGACUGUUGCUAGAUCUUCUACUGAAGCGAAGUACAAAGCUCUUGCAGAUGUAUGUGCUGAGGUCCCCGGUUCUGCUUUUUACGAGACAAGCUUUAGGUUACUUCCGUACCAUCCGCUUGAGGGGGAGUAUUAG